CGAUGAAUUGUACCGAUUGCUUUUGGUGGUAAGAAAAGAUCAUAUAUUUACUGACAUUCUAGUAUGUGCGUUGGCGUUUGGUUGGAUGGUAUGGGCCCGUUAUGAUAUGACGCGAUGCACGACUUGACUGCUUACUAUUUCUUUUCCCUUAGUGUUUUAGGUGCAGGUAUUGAUUUGACUGACGCAUUGCUUGCAUGUGCCGAUGGACACGACUUACCGAGCGGGGUUCUCGACCCCAGCCAGCUUAUUUACGAUUUACGACGUGACGAAAUAAAGGGUAGAGGGCGUUAUUCUACUCGCAUGGGUUGCCCUUGUCUUAUGAUUUUUCGUUCUCUCUUUGUUAGUUAUGCUGUUUGUAUCUAGCGUUGUCGGUUUAAUAUAUUUUGAUGGGUUCUACUCUGUGCACACUCGGUCCAGCCUCAAGAAUUCUCCGAUCUUCACUAUGUUUUAGACUCUAGAUCGUGAGAAACAUGCAAAAGAACAUCUGCAUAGAAUCUGUG
Messenger RNA from Aspergillus versicolor CBS 583.65, 500 nucleotides. RefSeq lists its product as uncharacterized. Bases 115 to 363 code for a protein of 82 amino acids. The transcript has a single exon. Lineage: Eukaryota; Fungi; Ascomycota; Eurotiomycetes; Eurotiales; Aspergillaceae. The record is from RefSeq and is a predicted model, not a curated record.